Theobroma umbraticum is the source of this 657-nucleotide messenger RNA. RefSeq lists its product as uncharacterized. The record is from RefSeq and is a predicted model, not a curated record. Lineage: Eukaryota; Viridiplantae; Streptophyta; Magnoliopsida; Malvales; Malvaceae.
AUGUUGCAUGAGUUACAACUAAGCAAAGAACUUAAAAACGAUCUUAUAUGGAAAAAGGAAACAUAUGGAAAAUACACCACAAAAUCUUUUUGUAAGUAUACCUUUGACACUAUUAAUAACACUGAUGGGAUUUGGAAGUUUGUAUGGGUAAAUGUGGCACCACAUACAGUGGAAAUGUUUGUGUGGCAAUUGUUACAUGGCAAAAUUGGGGUGAAGGAAGAACUCAUAAAAAGAAGAGUUCAUUUAGAUAACGGUGUCUUGUCUGUCUUGUGCAAUAAGAAGGUUGAAUCUUGUGACCAUUUGUUUGCUAAAUGCAAUGAGACAUGGAAAGUAUGGGUGAGGUGGUGCAAAAUGUGGGGUGUGUCUUGGAUAUCCCUUGGAUAUGUUAGAGGGAUCCUUGAAUUAUGGAAUAGAUACCAACUAAGGAGUCUGGAUAAAAGAACCUGGAGGAUGGCAUUCUUUGUAGUGGUUUGGUCAAUUUGGAAAGAUAGGAAUGAGACAAUUUUGAGAGGGAAAGAAUGGGAUUCAGGAAAUUGUUUGGAACUGGCUAGAAUCAGAGUUGCUGAGUGGGCAAAUGCAAAGUGGCCAAGGGAGUUUCCAUCUAUUCUGGACAUUUAUCGACAACCUACUAAACAAGACCAACAAACAAGAAGAUAA